Molecule: messenger RNA, 1840 nt
Organism: Phalaenopsis equestris
Lineage: Eukaryota; Viridiplantae; Streptophyta; Magnoliopsida; Asparagales; Orchidaceae
Product: abscisic acid 8'-hydroxylase 1-like
Exons: 6
Coding region: 115-1605 (496 amino acids)
Biological process (GO): sterol metabolic process; abscisic acid metabolic process
Molecular function (GO): heme binding; iron ion binding; oxidoreductase activity, acting on paired donors, with incorporation or reduction of molecular oxygen, NAD(P)H as one donor, and incorporation of one atom of oxygen
Source: RefSeq, a predicted model, not a curated record
UCCCAGCACUCCUCCAUACCACCUCGCUUCUUCUGCAUUUUAAUACCCUGGACCUCAGCAUCCAUCACUCGGCCUCCUCCGGACAUACAUAAUUUCACAGGCUCCGCUUGAGCCAUGAGCACCGGAGGCAGCGCCGUUGUUGUGCUACUGGCGGCGUUCCUCUGCCUGAUUUUUGGCCAUGUGAGCCGGAAGAAAAAAGCAUCAGUUGCAGGGGAAGAUGAACCGGUGAAGCGGCGGCUGCCUCCGGGUUCGUUGGGGUGGCCUUACAUUGGAGAGACAUUGCAACUGUACUCAAACAAAAACCCCAACAGCUUCUUCGCGGAGAAGCAGAGGAGGUACGGGGAGGUUUUCAAAACCCACAUACUUGGAUGCCACUGCGUGAUGAUGUCAAGCCCGGAGGCUGCGAGAUUCGUGCUGGUGACAAAGGCUCACCUCUUCAAGCCAACCUUCCCUGCCAGCAAGGAGCGUAUGCUGGGUCCUAUGGCCAUCUUCUUCCAGCGAGGCGACUACCACGCCAGCCUCCGCCGCCUCCUGCUCCGCGCAUUCAUGCCCGCCGCCAUCCAAUCAAAGGUCUCUUCCAUCGAGGACUUCGCCCUGGGCGUCCUCUCCUCCUUGGAAGGCCGCAGCUUCAUCAACACCUACCAGGAGAUGAAGACGUACGCGUUGAAUGUAGCGCUGCUUUCCAUAUUUGGAAAGGAAGGGGAAUCCUACAUAGACGAGCUGAAGCAGUGCUACUACACCCUAGAGAGAGGGUACAACUCCAUGCCCAUCAACCUUCCCGGGACUCUGUUCCACAAGUCUAUGAAGGCCAGGCGCCAGGUCGGUCUCCUCGUGGCCAGGAUCAUCUCCUGCAGGAGGAGGAUGCAACAAAGACUAAGAGGAGGAGCUGUAACUGCGGUUCAUCACCAACAAAAUCAUGAAUCCGAUGAGGCCGACGACCUUCUGGCAUCCUUCAUGGAUGAAAAAGAGUCCCUAACCGACGACCAGAUCACCGACAACAUCAUCGGGGUCAUCUUCGCAGCCCGCGACACCACCGCCAGCGUCCUCACUUGGAUACUCAAGUACCUGGCGGAGAACCCCAGCGUCCUCCAACUCGUCACGGAAGAGCAAGAGGAGAUUCAAAGGUGCAAGGAGGUGGUGAUGGGAGAUGAAGAGAAGAGGGGCUUGAAUUGGAGGGAUACCAAGAAGAUGCCCGUCACUUGCAGGGUCAUUCAGGAGACCAUGAGGCUCGCUACAAUUCUGUCUUUCACCUUUAGGGAAGCCGUCCAGGAUGUUCACUACCAAGGGUAUCUCAUACCCAAGGGUUGGAAAGUUCUGCCCCUCUUUCGAAACAUUCACCAUGACCCAGACAAUUUUCCAGACCCAGACAAGUUUGACCCUUCCAGAUUUGAGAUUCCACCGAAGCCGAGCACGUUCAUGCCUUUUGGAAACGGGACCCAUGCGUGCCCUGGAAAUGAGCUGGCGAAGCUGGAGAUCUUAGUUCUCCUCCAUCACCUCACCACAAAGUACAGGUGGGCCCUUUGUGGACCGGAAAGUGGCGUUCAGUUUGGCCCCUUCGCCUUGCCAAUGAACGGAUUGCCCAUAACCAUCCUUCCCAAAAAAUGAAUUAAAUCAGAGGUGAACGUACAGUUACUUUUCUUGAUUUCCAUUCAAGUUUGGCGGUUCAUGCAGGAGGAUCACGUACAGUAGAUGCAUGCAGAUGCAUCCAUGUAUAGCAGUUUGAAGAUCCAUGCGGCAGCUCAUCAUGCAGUCCCUCAUCACCUUUCAAAAUAUACUUGACUCUGCUGCCCAUUUCCUUUUUCCUAUAUGCCAAUAUGUAUUUCAAGAGCAAGCUUAAUCA